Molecule: messenger RNA, 519 nt
Organism: Haemonchus placei
Lineage: Eukaryota; Metazoa; Nematoda; Chromadorea; Rhabditida; Trichostrongylidae
Source: the annotation of a GenBank genome assembly
GUACCUGGCGGAGACGUUGGUCGCCCUGUUCCACCACCUCCGCCACCGCCGCCACCAGCUCCCCCACCUUCGCUUGGUCAUACGAGUGCUCCACCACCUCCUCCGCCACCACCACCGCCGCCACCAUCUUCCGCUGUAGCACAUUCGGCUCCGCCUGCUCCACCACCUCCUCCAUCACUCUCCGCUGAUUCCGGGAGGGGAAAUCUUUUGGCGGAAAUCCAAGCUGGUAAGCAAUUGCGCAGCGUUGCAGCGCACCCAUCGCCUGCUUCUGGCGUAGAAAGACAAGGUUCUGGAGAUGUGCGGGAUAAUGUAAUGGCUCAAAUACGGCAGGGCGCCCAACUCAAACAUGUCGAUACGGCAGCGGAACAGGAAAAGAGGAGGUCUGAAAAUACAUUAGCUGAAAUGGGUGGCAUAGCCGGUGCUCUUGCCAAGGCUUUAGAAGAGCGUCGAAUGAAUAUGGCUUUAGAUGACUCAAGCGAAGAAGAAGAAUCUGACGACAGAAACGAAUGGUCUGACUAG